ACAGCGGUGCCGAAUAAAGUACAGCAAACCGAAACUGAAAGAUUCUUUCUUUGUUUUAAACUGAAAACUGAAGCUGUGGGAAACCAGAGAUGGAAACACCAAAGCCGAAGGAGUCAGAGCCAGCUUUAAUGAAGCUAAAGCCAAUAGAAGCAACCCAAGAAAGCUUCAAAGAGUACGGACAAGUCAUUGAAGCAUCCCCAGAUGGAGAUGAGUUUGGCCCAAAGGAUGCUCAGUUAGACCUUUCCAAAGGAAUUCCCAGGUUUUACAUCAUGCACCUUCAGGACCGACCACUGGAGUUUUCGAAAAUUACACAUCAUGCGAGUGUAACCCAAUGCCUUGGAUCUAUUGGAGGUCAUGUUUGGUAUCUUGGAAUUGCUAAGCCAUCCAUAAUGGACUCGGAAGAAAUUAGGAGUGACAAUGGGAAGAUACUGAUACAGUCACAUUGUGGUCAUCGCUAUGUCCCUCCAGCUGUUGAUGAUGUCUGUGUUUUCAGAAUUUCAGGUCCUAAGUUUCUCAAACUUAAUCAUGGAACAUGGCAUGCUGGGCCUUUGUUUAAGGCAGACAUUAUGGACUUCUACAACUUAGAGCUAAGCGAUACCAAUGUGGUGGAUCAUACAACACACGACUUCAUCAAGGAAAAUGGAGUCCUCUUUUCAAUUGAUGAGUAAUUGAGUUGCCAUAUACCUUCAUCAGAAGCUGGUUUAGAUAAUUCUCAGUGUCAAAAAGAAAAGGAAUGCAGGAGAUAUCAUUUCUGGAAAGUGUGAAAACUUUCCAUACCUGGCAGCAAAUAUUCUGGUUUUGCAUUCCCAUUUUUCUACUAUGCUAUUACAUUGUGAUCAUGUGUACUCUUCACACAAUUUACUAUUUUCAUCUUUGACAAAAUUGCACAUAAGAGAGUAUACUAAAUAAACAAUGUUGUUUCUAUCACAGUUUCAGUUGGUUUAAUCAAAAAUUUUGACAUUUCAGAGUUAA
Molecule: messenger RNA, 972 nt
Organism: Theobroma cacao (cacao)
Lineage: Eukaryota; Viridiplantae; Streptophyta; Magnoliopsida; Malvales; Malvaceae
Molecular function (GO): ureidoglycolate hydrolase activity
Source: RefSeq, a predicted model, not a curated record